AAACCGGUCGACUCGCGACACUUGAGCUGCCUUCAAUCACAGCAACACUGACUCAAGCAUGGCCGCUUUCCGCAGAGCGGCAGCGCUGGCCGGCAAGCUAAAUCUUUGGUCUUCGACGAAAAGCGAGCUGCUCGGGGCUCCGAACAUGCAUGGACGAAGGACUCGGAGGUGUCUGGCGGCCGGGCUGUGUACCGCAGCGGGAGGCGCCCUGGCUUUGUACUUUUACAACGAAAUAUGGAGCGGCAGGAAGAGGAUGAGGAGGCGCAGCAUCAACGGCUUGCCGCUGCCUUCCAUCCCGACCGUUGAAGCUAAAGAGAAGGCUCGUCCAUUUGACUUCGAGGAUGGAGACGUUUACAUGUCGUCCCACGAGCAUCGUUUCCGGAUGUUCAGUUCGGUGGAGUACGAAGGACAGCUGUACAUGACUCCCCAGAACUUCAUUGAGUCUGUUACCAUGAGUGAACCAAGAAACAAGAGGCCAUGGAGGUCCCUGACCAAACAGGAGCUGGAGAAAAUCUUGUCAGACACUCCUCCUGUAUGGAGAGGAUCCUCCAAACUGUUCCGUAACCUGAGAGAAAGAGGAAUCAUCUCCUACACAGAGUACCUGUUUCUGCUCUGCAUCCUGACAAAACCACAUGCUGGCUUUAAGAUUGCUUUCAAUAUGUUUGAUGCAGACGGCAACCAGAUGGUGGACAAGAGGGAGUUCUUGGUGCUCCAAGAGAUCUUCCGGAAGAAAAAUGAGAAGAAGGGAAGGAAAGGUGAUGCUGAAAAGUCCGCUCAGUUGAGUAUGCAGCUGUAUGGAUAUCAGGUUGCCCCCAUGAGCAGCGUGAUUAAAAAAGACAGUCAAGAGUUUGUGGCGCGGAGUUACUGGGACGUUUUGAGGCGAAGUGCCAGUCGAGUUCUCUUUUCAGACCUGGCGGAGGAUUUUACCCUUGAGCGCUCAGAUGAGAGCAUCACAAUUGAUACCACGAUACUGGUCCACUUCUUUGGAAAGAAGGGAAAAGCAGAGCUCACCUUUGAUGAUUUCUACAGGUUUAUGGAUAACCUCCAGACUGAGGUGUUGGAAAUUGAGUUUCUGACUUAUUCCAAAGGGAUGACCACAAUUAGUGAGGAAGACUUUGCCAAAAUUCUGCUGCGCUUCACCAACGUGGAGAACAUCAGUGCAUACAUGGAGAACGUGCGCCAGUGUAUUCCUGAUGAAAAGAAGCAGGAGGGAAUCACCUUUGAUGAGUUUAGAUCAUUCUUCCAGUUUCUCAACAACCUCGAAGACUUCGCCAUUGCCAUGCAGAUGUACAACUUUGCUUCACGUUCCAUCGGACAAGAUGAGUUUGCAAGAGCAGUGUAUGUAGCCACGGGGCUCAAGCUGACACGUCACCUCGUGAACACCAUCUUCAAGAUCUUUGACGUUGAUCAUGAUGAACAGCUGUCCUACAAGGAGUUUAUUGGCAUCAUGAAGGACAGGCUUCACAGGGGGGGCAGGGGGUAUAAGUCGGUGGAGCGGGCCUCCUCCUUUAGAUCAUGUCUGAAGAAGGAGCUGGCAAGCAGCAGGUGAAGGGACAGAGGCCCAGAUAUAAGCGUGCCAGCUAUGAAGGAAGUAUAAGGAAUGGCCUUGGAGGAUGUAAUAAAUGUAACUGAGCUCAUACUUUUGAUUCAUCAGCAACCUGAUUGAGCACCUUUGUGCUCAAUCAGAUCUCAAUUCCAGCUUCAAACCAGCUAUUAAUCACAAGCACGACUACAUUGACUGAUGUUUUUACAUUGAAAUGUAUUAACAAUGAAUAUGAUUUGCAUUUAAAAGUUGACUAUUUUUGCUGUUUUUAAGUUUGAUUUUAUUAUUUAGACACUUUAGUGACAUUUGAAUUUGCUUAUUUUGCUACAUUUUCAUCAAUCAAACAUUGGAUUUAUUUUUAAUGGGUUUUUACUGGUUUUGGUUACAAAUAGCUAUUAACUUAAAGAGCACAAGUAUUUUUAAAUACAGUAUAUUGUGCAUGUUUAUUGUAAUAAGCAUGUUGAAUUUAACAUUUCAAAUUAACAUUUCAAAUCCGCGCAGGACUAACAAUGAAGAAUUAAGUAACUGUAUUCCAAAUGUUUUAAUCUGUUUUCAAUUUAUUAAUCGUCAGUUAUAAUUUAAUCAUUUUUUUCCCUUGUAAAGUUUAGUUGGACUUUUAAGUUGAGAAUUUAAUCUCUGUUGCUGCGUCCGAGAGUUCUUCAUUGUUCCUGUAUUAAAACAUUUCUGGGGUGUUUGGGCUUGAUUUGACGAUAUAACAUUUUUGACAGGUGCCUUCUGAACAUUCCCCUUUGCAUAUAAAAAUUAUUUUCAAAGAGCCCAAAUUGUGGAGCAGCCAUUUCACCGUUGUGAUGUUUUUUUCCGUCUCGUUUUGUAUUUUUCCAGUAUAGCUAUAAAUAAAACUGUAUAUAAUAAAAAUUAUAAUAAUUCUCA
Messenger RNA from Girardinichthys multiradiatus, 2434 nucleotides. RefSeq names its product mitochondrial calcium uptake family, member 3a (gene micu3a). Gene Ontology annotation, molecular function: calcium ion binding. Gene Ontology annotation, cellular component: uniplex complex. The transcript has 17 exons. Lineage: Eukaryota; Metazoa; Chordata; Actinopteri; Cyprinodontiformes; Goodeidae. The record is from RefSeq and is a predicted model, not a curated record. The coding region runs from base 59 to 1549 and encodes 496 amino acids. Gene Ontology annotation, biological process: calcium import into the mitochondrion; mitochondrial calcium ion homeostasis.